UCAGACAUCUGAGUUUAAACAUAAUAUCUACCAAUUGAUAAUUUCCGCUUGAUAUCGUUUUCAAAACUAGUUUCGAAAAAGAAAAUGUCGCAUGCUCAGUUGCGGAGUACCAAUAGAAAAGUCCGAAAACGUUGAAGGUACUGUCAGUAAUGCUUGUAAACUCACGUGGAACGUGUAUUAUAAAUAGAGACCAAAAUGGAACAAUUUCAAAUUGAACCUAGGCGGCCCACCCCAGAUCCAGACUUCCCGAAGUACAAAUAUAGAUUCCUGAUAGUGAUUCUUUACGGCUUUUACUCUGGUGCCAAUUUUUAUCAACUUAAUCAAUUCACCAUAAUUGAGAAUGUGAUCGCACCGCAUUACAAAACUAGUAGCUACGCAGUGAAUAUUUCCCAAUUGAUAUUCAUGGUAGACCUGAUUAUAUUCAUAGUACCUGUAGUUCGCAUUAUAGAGCAAUAUGACUUAAAGGUUGCAAGCGUAUUAUGCUCAAGCCUCACUUUUUUAGGGGCUGUCAUGAAAGUUUUCUUUACAGCACCCAGCCCUGAUGACUUCUAUUUUAUUCUGGUAGCCCAAUUCAUCUGUGGGAUUGGUCAAGUGUUCACUAUAAUGCUUCCGGCUAAAGUUGUGGCUGUUUGGUUCCCAUCAGAAGAACAGAACAGAGCAUGUGCAGCAGCACUUUUUGGUGGCGAACUAGGAAUGUUACUGGGAGCUGUUUGUCCCAUAUUGUAUGUCCAUGAGAAAAACACUAAUGCAGAAAUUACGAGUGGACUUCGCCAGAUGUUACAAUCCAAUGCGGUUAUUUGUGCAUUAGCAUUCCUUGCGGUUCUUGUUCUUUUCAAACCUAAGCCACCAGCGCCACCUAGCGCGAUACAAUCAUUAGUUCAAGAUCAUAAGACACAUUAUUACACAGCUUUCUUCGAACUUUCCGCUAACAAAGAUUUUCUUUAUCUUGUUCUACUUUUUGGAAUUUCCUGCGGCAUGUGGUCUGUAUUCGGUAUUUUUGAAAAUUUGAUUUAUUUACAUUAUUUCCCGAAAUCAUUAAUGGAUCUGACAACUAUUACUGCGAUCACCUCAAUAUCUGGUGGAAUGAUAGGAAAUUACUUAUUUGGAUAUAUUUUGGACAAAACGUUAAAAUAUAAGCUUUUCACAUUUUUGAACUUCGUUUGCAUAACUCUGAGCUAUUGUGCUAUGGUUGUUUUCCUCGAAAUGAGGUGGCACUGGUCGUCUUACAUAACGGUGAUAUUGUUUGGAUUUUUCUCAUCGUGUUCUGUGAACAUAAGUUUUCAGUACAUUGCAGAAGUUACUUAUCCGAUAUCAUCGGUGGUUCCUAUAGCCUGUCUUCAAGUUAUUAUCUGUGCAGUAACAGUCAUAAGCCAAGUUAUUUUCAGCCUUCUACUGGCAGAAGGAUAUAUCAUGAUAGUUCAUUGGUUAACAAUGGCAACAUUUUGCAUAAUAACUUUUGGUACCUAUUUCUUGAGUUCCAAUCUGAAAAGAAUGAGGGGCAGACAAGAAAUUCGAGAGCUUCGAGAGCGUCGAGAGCGCAGAGAGCGACGAGACUAGUGAGAAAACUUACAAUGCAAGUUUUAUCGACUGCCUUUUUAUUUAUUUUUGUGUAUAUUUUGACGAAUGGGCUUCAUUUCUAGAAGACACGAUCAUUAUCCGAUUGAAUAUUCCAUCAAAAUAUUCAUAUUGGAUUAAUGAAAAGAACAUUUUUUAUAUAACUCAUUCGUACGAAAUGGUUGUAUAAUGUUAUGUAUAAAUUGUAUCGUCUAUACACAUAUAAUGUUUUACGUUUUAUGAACUAUGUUAGUUUUUAUAAAACUGUUUCGAAAAAUAUUCAGAACUGAAUAUUUUUCUGUGAAUUCUUUAUGGAAUUGCAUUUGUAACCUUAGCAGCAUAUAAUCUAUAUAACAUUGAUGUGAUUUUUAAAUAAAAACUUCUUGCGCUUAUUUUUUAUGUUGAACACGAAUUUAUGAUGA
This is a messenger RNA of Harmonia axyridis, 1976 nucleotides long. RefSeq lists its product as uncharacterized. Gene Ontology annotation, molecular function: heme binding; heme transmembrane transporter activity. Gene Ontology annotation, cellular component: membrane. The coding region runs from base 196 to 1557 and encodes 453 amino acids. The transcript has 8 exons. NCBI's taxonomy places the organism in Eukaryota, Metazoa, Arthropoda, Insecta, Coleoptera, Coccinellidae. Gene Ontology annotation, biological process: transmembrane transport; heme export. The record is from RefSeq and is a predicted model, not a curated record.